GAUUCAAUGGAUACGCAGAGUUUACCUUAGCCAAUUACAGUAUGUAUGUAAACAUGUUUAUAAAGUAAAAUAAUAUUUGGUGUGGCUUGUUGCCUCCAUUACCUCAGGCCUCUCAACAAUCUAAUAUAAAAUUAUAUAUUCUGUACUAAAGUAAAAAAAACAAAACUUAGUGCUGUCCCUCGUUUCUCUUGGUUGAUAUUUUGAGAAAAUCUAUUAUUUGUUUGUUUCAAUAAAGUUUAUACUAGUCUCUUCUCUUCAAGCAAGAAAUGGAGCUUUCUCUGAUAGGACUUCAAGAUGCAGGAAAGACAUCAAUUGUAAAUGUUCUUGCCACUGGUGGAUACAGUGAAGACAUGAUUCCUACCGUCGGGUUUAACAUGAGGAAACUGACAAAAGAAAAUGUUACAAUCAGACUAUGGGAUCUUGGUGGUCAACCAAGAUUCCGCAGCAUGUGGGAACGUUACUGCCGCCAUGUUUCUGCGAUUGCGUACGUAGUUGAUGCUGCAGAUCUUGACAACCUAAGUGUCUCGAAAAGUGAACUCCAUGAUUUGUUGAGCAAAGCUUCGCUUAGCGGUAUCCCUCUUCUGGUUAUUGGGAACAAGAUUGACAAACCUGGAGCUCUGUCCAAAGAAGCCUUAACAAAAGAAAUGGGGCUUAGUGCGCUUACAGAUAGAGAAAUCUGCUGUUUCAUGAUAUCCUGCAAGAACCCUACCACCAUUGAUCAGAUCACUGAUUGGGUUGUAAAUCACUCAAUAUCAAAGAACUUAACUUCACCAACAACAGAUGUCGUCUCUUCUUGAUCUUCUUAGUCUUUAUGUUGAUGAUUGUUGAAGACAAUUUUAUUCGUGUGUAACAAGAGUUUGUCUUUAUUUGUCUUCUGUCUCACCUGUUGGUCUGGUCUGGUUUGGUCCAGUCUUUGUCUUUGUAUAACAGAUGUGAAUUGUUUUCUAUUCUUAAGGCUUUAAAAUUUCAGAAACACUAAAACACAAGUGCCUUUUGAAAACU
Molecule: messenger RNA, 1002 nt
Organism: Camelina sativa (false flax)
Lineage: Eukaryota; Viridiplantae; Streptophyta; Magnoliopsida; Brassicales; Brassicaceae
Product: ADP-ribosylation factor-like protein 8a
Biological process (GO): protein transport
Molecular function (GO): GTP binding; GTPase activity
Source: RefSeq, a predicted model, not a curated record